CCGCUUCCAUUUGGUUCCGUCCGCGGUCGCCUCCCGGCGCUGACCUUUGCUCCGCGGCGCGGUUACGUCACAGGCUGCGGUAGCUCAAGAUGGCGGCGCCCGUGUGCGGCAAGGGCCUCGGGCCGCGGGUGCUGUCCUGGAGCCGAGCGCUGCCGUGUGCCUGGCGCGCCCUGCACGUGUCCGCGGUCUGUGCCAAGAAUCGGGCGGCCCGGGUCCGAGUGGGCAAAGGGGACAAGCCCGUGACCUACGAGGAGGCGCACGCGCCUCACCACAUCGCCCACCGCAAGGGCUGGCUGUCGCUGCACACAGGGAACCUGGAUGGGGAGGACCACGCCGCAGAGCGAACAGUGGAGGAUGUUUUUCUUCGCAAGUUUAUGCUGGGCACCUUCCCCGGCUGCCUGGCUGACCAGCUUGUGCUGAAGCGCCGGGCUAACCAGGUGGAGAUCUGUGCUCUGGUGCUGAGGCAGCUGCCAGCGCACAAGUUCUACUUCCUCGUGGGCUACAGUGAGACCCUGCUGUCCCACUUCUACAAGUGCCCCGUGCGGGUGCACCUCCAAACGGUGCCCUCCAAGGUGGUGUACAAGUACAUCUAGGACAUGCCUCUUGUGUCAAGCUCUAGCUUGCAGAGGACAGAAACGUGUGGGAAAGGGGUGAAGUAGAAAUGGGAACACUCAUCCCUUCAGAGUCCACAGACCUCACUUUCAAAGCUGCUGCUGAAUAAAUGGACUGUCCAUGUUGUCUGG
Eptesicus fuscus (big brown bat) is the source of this 743-nucleotide messenger RNA. It is a transcript of the gene MRPS24, whose product is annotated as mitochondrial ribosomal protein S24. The record is from RefSeq and is a predicted model, not a curated record. The transcript has 4 exons. Gene Ontology annotation, cellular component: mitochondrion. Gene Ontology annotation, biological process: translation. NCBI's taxonomy places the organism in Eukaryota, Metazoa, Chordata, Mammalia, Chiroptera, Vespertilionidae. Bases 90 to 593 code for a protein of 167 amino acids.